Messenger RNA from Anthonomus grandis grandis, 3804 nucleotides. RefSeq names its product protein O-mannosyl-transferase TMTC1-like. The record is from RefSeq and is a predicted model, not a curated record. The transcript has 16 exons. Bases 592 to 2904 code for a protein of 770 amino acids. Lineage: Eukaryota; Metazoa; Arthropoda; Insecta; Coleoptera; Curculionidae. Gene Ontology annotation, biological process: protein O-linked glycosylation via mannose. Gene Ontology annotation, molecular function: mannosyltransferase activity; protein binding.
UUUCGUAGCUACAAUAGCGCUGAUAUUACAGCUACGCGAGACGUGUCGCGACGUAGACCUCUCCAUCUACCGAAGACGUCUAUCAUUUUUUAUUUCGGAAUAUUUGUCUGAGUGUUUUUGAUUAAUUUUAUUUCAAACAGUCAUUUUUAAUAAAUCGGGGAUGAAUUAUUUCAGAUUAUAGUGUCAAUUGAAAUUUUAGUGCGGUAUUUUUGAAAUUGGGUUAUUGAGAUUAAGGUGGGGUUUCCUGGUGUUGAUGGUUUUUGGUUGGACGCAAGUUGAAUGCUUUCGAGAUAACAACGAGAGAAAGUUUCCAAAGACGUCGUCCAAGUAAAUGUUUACCAUUACACCAAGCAGCACCGCUCCUCUACCAUUUUCCAUUUUCUUCUUAUCUGUUCGAGUCCCAAAAACCAGCCCCGCAUCAUAACCGUUUAUAUCGCUAUCUGAAAGCUUCCGAAAAUUUCCGGACUGUGUAAAUCUAUGACCUUUUAACACCACAUUAAACUCUUAAAGCCGAAGUAUUAAAAGGGAGCCGGGACCCUUUUAAGUUUCUUCUUUCGAUGAAAAUCUCACAUUAUUUAUAAAAAAAAGAAAAUGAAGCGAAAACAUCAUAACAACAAUAAUAAUAACAGUGCGUCGGUGGAUCAUAGUGUUAAAAAACAACAGCCGGCCAUAUGGCCUAUUUACAGUGUAGUGGGGACAAUGGCAAUAGCUUGUUAUUUAAAUGGAAUUGAUGGGGAUUUUGUCCACGAUGAUAUUCCCGCUAUAACAUUAAAUCGGGAUGUUUUAGGCCUAAAUCCCUUGAGGGGUGUUUUCGAAAAUGAUUUCUGGGGAACCCCGAUGGCCAGUGAGGAUAGUCAUAAGAGUUAUAGGCCUUUGACUGUACUGACUUUCAGAGUAAACUACUUAUGCUUUGGCCUCUCACCGUUGGCCUUCCACUUGACAAAUGUUGCCCUACACGCAGUGGCGUGCCUGUUAUUCACCAGGGUCUGUUUAUGUGUCGCAGGACUAAAACCGCCCUUCGCAACCCUGGCAGGGUUAAUGUUCAGCGUUCAUCCCGUACAUACAGAAGCGGUUACGGGAAUAGUGGGACGAGCUGAUGUGUUGGCAUGUGUGUUUUUUUUACUAUCGUUGUUGGCAUACCAUGGAUAUCCACCAGAUGGCAGGCAUCACGUAUGGACCAGUAUCAUCAUGGGUGCAAUGAGUAUGAUGGCCAAAGAAACUGGAGUAACUGUAUUCCUACUAAAUUUAGGCUAUGACCUCUAUUUACAAUGGCCAAGUAUUAAAAAAACAAUUACCGAGGUUCGGUGGAAUCCAGAAAGUUUGGAGUUUAGUUCCAGGGCCACCAAAGUGCUUACUUCGACCGGAGUGCUGCUCGCACUUAGAUUGGCAAUUUUGCAGGGAUCCCUCCCUAGAUUCUGCGAACAAGAUAACCCGGCGGCCUUUCACACUUCAAUAUACGUUAGAUUUUUAACAUUUUGCUACUUGGCAGCCUUCAACCUCUGGCUAAUCCUAUGCCCAGCAACCCUAUCACACGACUGGCAAAUGGGGUCGGUACCCCUUGUAACAUCCCUAAGUGACUCCAGAAACAUUAUAACCUGCUUUUUUUUCGGCCUAAUAUUUCUCCUGGCCGUAAGGAGUAUUGUGGACUUUGAGAAUCUUAGACAUCCGCCGUUAGUGUUGGGUGUAAUGAUGCUGGUCCUUCCGUUCCUGCCUGCAUCCAAUUUGUUUAUUACUGUUGGUUUUGUGAUAGCUGAGAGGGUGCUGUAUAUACCAAGUUUAGGGUGUAUUCUUCUUGUUGUCUAUGGGCUUCAAAUCCUGUGGAGCCACUACUCAAAACAUAGGCAAACGUUAUAUUGUAUAAUUGUUAUCAUCUUAGCUUGUAGUGGUCUUAGGACUGUUAAUAGGAAUAAGGAUUGGAGGUCCAGGGAGUCUUUGUUACGGGCCGGACUUCAGACAUUACCGCACAACGCCAAAAUGCACUACAACUACGCAAACUUCCUCAGGGAUUCCUCACAUCACGAGCUGGCCAAGUACCAUUACUACACCGCACUGAAGUUAUGGCCAACGUACGCAAGCGCACACAACAACUUAGGGACAAUUUUAAGGAAUGACUAUGAGGCCGAGAUGCACUUUUUGGCUGCGAUUAAGUACGCGGCCAAUCAUGUCAAUGCACAUUUUAAUUUGGGGCAGCUGUACAGGAAAAAUAACAAAACGACAGAAUCUGAACAGAUGCUUAAAAGAUGCAUCCAUUUAGAGCCAAAGUUUACUCCAGCCUAUUUGGAGCUGGUUAAAUUGAGAGGGACUAACCAUAGAACUAUCGCUGGUCUUUUAAAGAAAGUGGUGGAGAUUAAUCCGGAUGAUCCGUACUACGCUUCAAAAUUUGGACAGUGGCUGUACAGAAAAGGUAACCACCUGGAAGCGCUGAAAUACUAUUGGACGUCCCUCGGGAUAUGCGCCGGCCACCGCGAGGCAGUCAUCGGGGUGUUCAGACAUUUUAGGAAAUUCGGACAAAAAGCCCGAGCUUUCCAGAUGUUAACUAGAUUUCAUAACUUGCAAAGGACAAAGGGAGCUAAUUGGCGGCAGGAUUUCUAUCUGCAAGAGUGGCAAUUAAAAAUUGAGCUCAGUUAUAAGAUUAAGGAGUACUCUACCAGUCUAUAUACAAAAAAUAACUCCUCAGACACACCGCAGUCCGCCACAACUGCAACUCCAAAACAAGCUCAGAAAAACUCAGAAAAGCGCAGCAAGUGGACCAUACACGAGAAGAAUAAAACGAUCAACCCGAACGAGAAAAACUACAAAGAAAAAAUCGAGCUACUCAGAAAGAAGACCGCAGAACACGACGAAAAAUCCCAAGAUCAGAAAGUUUUGGAUUUUUCUAAGUUCGCCUUGCUCACCUACUGCUGAUGAGAAGAUUUGCCAAAUUCCCUUUGUUUUUACCGUAAUUUAAUAAAUACCAUCAUUCAGGUUGGAAAAAUAAUGCAUCUGUGAUUUAGAGAUAUGCAGCAGAUUAGCGAUCAGGGCGGGAAGAAAAUACAACGAAAAAGACGAGACGGAACAAUAAACGAAAAGCAACUUGACAAACAGGGUUUAUAAAGUUUGGAACCAAAGAAAAAUAUACGUAGCAAAAAAAAAUUAUACAAAUUUGUAUUAUAAGAUUAUAACUGCUAUAUCUGCUGAUAAAUUAAAUUGAAAUAAAAAUGCCAUCAGUAUUAUAAUGCCUAUAAUAAUAAAUUUACAGAAAGCACCCUGUAUAUAAACACGUAAUUGUUAAAUAAAAGUAGGUUAUCGAAUGAUAGUAUUACUAGCCUAAGUAUCAUUAAUCAUUGAAUAAUUAAAUAUUGCUUUUGAUGAGACUUUAUUGAAAUGAGAAUUACGUACAGGAUGUCCCAAAUUCCAGGCACCAUUAAAUAAAAUCCUAAAGAUUUUUUGUGCCAUGCGUGUUUGGACCACCCAUGUACAUAAACGUUAUACGUUUAAUUUCUAGCUCUAUAUUCCCCCACUUAAUUGUGUAAAAAAGCAAAUUUUUAACAUAUUUUUGAUAUUCAUUAGAGUAUUAGACAUUAUUUCGUAUAACUGUGCUCAAGAGUACAUUUUCAAGGGCUUGAUUUAAAUAGAUUUUCGGGGCCAUUUUGAUGUAUACAUUAAUUAAUUAAAAGGUGUACAUUUUUAAUUAAAAGAAAAAAACAUGGGCGAAACAGGGGCAAAAAAUAUGUUAUUUCAUUAUGGUGUUUUCAUCUCCUUAUAUGUAACUCAUGUACUGUAAGUUAGUACUGCAACCACUUGAUGUAAAUAAAGUUAUUUAUU